AACAAGAUAUGGUGUACACGCAAGUAAAAGCAUCAAUGAAUCAAAAAUUUAUAGACUAAUUGCCUUAAUUAAAGAAGAAGAAACUUUACUUGAUAAGGAAGAAAUUCCUAAACAAUACAAUCAUAAAGCAAUACUCCUACAAGAAAAAGAAAAUAAUAUUAUCCAAGAAUAG
Molecule: messenger RNA, 172 nt
Organism: Racocetra persica
Lineage: Eukaryota; Fungi; Glomeromycota; Glomeromycetes; Diversisporales; Gigasporaceae
Source: the annotation of a GenBank genome assembly